This is a messenger RNA of Mauremys mutica (yellowpond turtle), 8392 nucleotides long. It is a transcript of the gene PLXNA2, whose product is annotated as plexin A2. The coding region runs from base 342 to 6017 and encodes 1891 amino acids. Gene Ontology annotation, molecular function: semaphorin receptor activity; protein binding. The record is from RefSeq and is a predicted model, not a curated record. Gene Ontology annotation, biological process: positive regulation of axonogenesis; regulation of cell migration; negative regulation of cell adhesion. Gene Ontology annotation, cellular component: semaphorin receptor complex. The transcript has 32 exons. NCBI's taxonomy places the organism in Eukaryota, Metazoa, Chordata, Testudines, Geoemydidae.
AAUAAGCGCAGUUCCAACCCAGCUGUAACCGGGCAGCCGGCCGCACCGGGGUGCAGAGCCAUGACUGCCUGAAGCAGCGGAUCCCGGGAAGAGCAGGGAGCCUCCAGGAAUACAGAUCAGGAGCUGGGCACUUGCUGUGGAUGUUAAUGCAGCGGGGGGCCGGGUGGAUCGCCUCUCCCUAACUCCGAGGGGGCGCAGGGGGAAGGCUGCCCCCCCCCCCAAGGAGACGGACAGGAGCGGACCUUGAGGUUUGAACCAUGUGAAGAACCUCGCCAGGGCAAGGGACACAUACAGGGAGCUUGGACGUUCACCCUCCCCUUUCUCUUCUCCCCUGCCCCAGGAUGGAUCAGAGGAAGAACUGGCCUCGGAUGCUGGACUCCGAGGGCUGGUCAGCAGCUGUGGUUUUUCUCUUUUUGGUCUCACUUUCCCGGAACGCAGCCAGUACUGCCACCUUCCACUCAGAGAACCGCGACUGGACUUUCAACCACCUGACCGUCCACCAGAACACUGGGGCAGUCUACAUUGGAGCCAUCAACCGGGUUUACAAGCUCUCAGGCAACUUGACCAUCCUGGUGGCUCACAAGACAGGCCCGGAGGAGGACAACAAGUCCUGCUACCCACCCCUCAUUGUUCAGCCUUGCAGUGAGAUCCUCACCCUCACCAACAACGUUAACAAGCUGUUGAUCAUUGACUACUCAGAGAACCGGCUGCUGGCCUGCGGGAGCCUCUACCAGGGCGUCUGCAAGCUGCUGCGGCUGGACGACCUCUUUAUCCUGGUGGAGCCGUCCCACAAGAAGGAGCACUACCUCUCUAGCGUCAACAAGACAGGCACCAUGUAUGGGGUGAUCGUGCGCUCCGACGGUGAGGACGGCAAGCUCUUCAUCGGCACGGCAGUGGACGGCAAGCAGGAUUACUUCCCCACUCUCUCUAGCCGCAAGCUGCCGCGGGACCCGGAGUCAUCAGCCAUGCUGGAUUACGAGCUCCACAGCGACUUUGUCUCAUCACUCAUUAAGAUCCCCUCGGACACACUGGCCCUGGUCUCACACUUUGACAUCUUCUAUAUCUACGGGUUUGCCAGCAGCAAUUUUGUCUACUUCCUGACGGUGCAACCGGAGACCCCCGAGGGAGUCUCCAUCAACUCGGCCAACGACCUCUUCUACACGUCCCGCAUCGUCCGCCUUUGUAAGAAUGACCCCAAGUUCCACUCCUAUGUCUCGCUGCCCUUUGGCUGCAUCAAGGGGGAUGUGGAGUACCGCCUCCUGCAAGCGGCUUAUCUCUCUAAGCCAGGGGACGUGCUGGCCAAUGCCCUCAACAUCACACCCCAGGAUGAUGUUCUUUUUGCCAUCUUCUCCAAAGGGCAGAAGCAGUAUCACCAGCCUCCUGAUGACUCGGCUCUUUGCGUUUUCCCCAUCCGCACCAUCAACACCCAGAUCAAGGAGCGCCUGCAAUCCUGUUACCAGGGGGAAGGCAACUUGGAGCUCAACUGGCUGCUGGGGAAGGAUGUCCAGUGCACCAAAGCACCAGUCCCAAUAGAUGACAACUUUUGCGGGCUGGACAUUAACCAGCCACUGGGAGGCUCCACACCAGUGGAGGGGGUGACCCUCUUCACCGCCAGCCGUGACCGGAUGACCUCGGUCGCUUCGUACGUCUACAACGGCUACAGCGUGGUGUUCGUGGGGACCAAGAGUGGCAAGCUGAAGAAGAUCCGAGCAGAUGGCCCCCCCCAUGGUGGAAUUCAGUAUGAAAUGGUCCCAGUUUUCAAGGAUGGGAGUCCUAUCCUUCGAGACAUGGCCUUCUCCAUCGACCAGAAGUAUCUGUAUGUCAUGUCGGAAAGACAGGUGUCCAGGGUUCCUGUUGAAUCCUGUGAGCAAUACACAACCUGUGGGGAAUGUCUGAGCUCAGGGGACCCUCACUGUGGCUGGUGCACUCUUCACCACAUGUGCUCCCGGAAGGACAAGUGCGAGCGAGCAGAUGAGCCGUACCGAUUUGCAGCCAGCAUCAACCAGUGUAUGAGUGUCACCGUACAGCCCAGCAGCAUCUCUGUGUCUGAGCACAGCCUUCCGCUCAGCCUGCUGGUGAGUGAUGCUCCAGACUUGUCAGCUGGAAUCACCUGUUUGUUUGGAAACCUUACUGAGGUGGAAGGCCAAGUUUCCGGCAGCCAGGUUGUCUGCGUUUCACCGGCCCCUAAAGAUGUCCCCACCAUUCCUGUGGACCAAGACUGGUUCGGGUUGGAGCUCCAGCUGAAAUCCAAGGAGACAGGCAAGAUGUUUGUCAGCACCGAGUUCAAAUUCUACAACUGCAGUGCUCACCAAUUGUGCCUGUCUUGUGUGAACAGCGCUUUCCGCUGCCACUGGUGCAAAUAUCGGAACCUUUGCACUCAUGAUCCCACAACUUGCUCGUUUCAGGAAGGACGGAUCAAUGUUUCUGAGGACUGCCCACAGCUGUUUCCCACUGAAGAGAUACUGAUCCCAGUAGGGGAGGUGAAGCCCAUCACACUGAAAGCCAGAAACCUGCCCCAGCCCCAGUCUGGCCAGCGUGGGUAUGAAUGUGUCCUCAACAUUCAAGGAGUUAUUCAUCGUGUGCCAGCUCUGCGCUUCAACAGCUCCAGCGUCCAGUGCCAGAACAGUUCGUAUCUCUAUGACGGGAUGGACAUAAGCAACUUAGCAGUGGAUUUUGCUGUGGUUUGGAAUGGAAACUUCAUUAUUGACAACCCAGAGGAUUUGAAAGUUCACCUGUACAAAUGCGCCGCCCAGCGGGAGAGCUGCGGCCUGUGCCUGAAAGCAGAUCAGAAGUUCGAAUGCGGCUGGUGCAGCGGAGAGGCCAAGUGCACGCUCCGGCAGCACUGCAGUUCCCCCAUUCACCCUUGGCUCGACUGGUCCAGCAGGAACGUCAAGUGCUCCAAUCCCCGCAUCACCGAGAUCCUGACGGUGUCAGGGCCCCCAGAAGGAGGGACGCGGGUGACGAUCCAUGGCGUGAACCUGGGGCUGGAUUUCUCCGAGAUUGCCCACAACGUGCAGGUGGCGGGGGUGCAGUGCACUCCCCUGCAGGAGCAGUACGUCAUCGCAGAGCAAAUUGUGUGUGAGAUGGGGCAGGCGCUCCCAGGGAUCAGUUCCGGUCCAGUGCGCCUCUGCAUCGGAGAGUGCAAACCGGAGUUCAUGGCCACGUCCUCACAACAGUACAUGUUUGUGAAUCCAGAAGUGAGCUCCCUGAGCCCUAGCCGCGGCCCAGAGUCUGGAGGGACCAUGGUGACCAUCAGUGGCCACUACCUGGGUGCCGGCAGCAGCGUGUCUGUGUUCCUGGGAAACCAGACCUGCGAAUUCUAUGGGAGGUCCAUGAAUGAGAUUGUGUGUGUGUCUGCUCCGUCAGCGCAUGGCCUGGGCCCCAUCCAUGUCUCUGUGAGUGUGGACCGGGCGCAGUUAGAGAGCACUCUGGAAUUUGAAUACAUUGAUGAUCCCAGAGUGCAGCGCAUCGAACCUGAGUGGAGCAUAGCCAGCGGACACACGCCUCUGACAGUCACGGGGUUCAACCUGGAUGUGAUUCAGGAGCCAAGGAUCCGUGUGAAGUACAAUGGCAAGGAGUCUGUCAAUGUCUGCAAGAUUGUGAACACAACUACCCUGACUUGCUUAGCUCCACCCCUCACUCCCGAGUACCGACCUGGCUUGGAUGCUGUCGAGCGACCGGAUGAAUUUGGCUUUGUCUUUAACAACGUGCAGUCCCUGCUGAUCUAUAAUGACACUAAGUUUGUUUACUACCCAAACCCAACAUUUGAGCUUCUGAGCCCUACUGGGGUUUUGGAUCAGAAGCCGGGAUCGCCCAUCAUCCUCAAGGGCAAAAAUCUGUGCCCACCAGCUUCCGGAGGAGCAAAGCUAAACUACACUGUCCUGAUUGGAGAUACCCCCUGUGCUGUCACUGUGUCUGAGACCCAACUGCUGUGUGAGCCACCCAACCUCACCGGGCAGCACAAAGUUAUGGUGCACGUGGGCGGUAUCGUCUUCUCCCCUGGCUCGGUGAAUGUGAUCUCGGACAGCCUGCUGACCUUGCCCGCCAUCGUCAGCAUUGCGGCGGGAGGCAGCCUGCUUCUCAUCAUUGUCAUCAUCGUCCUCAUCGCGUACAAGCGCAAGUCCCGGGAGAACGACCUCACCCUCAAGAGGCUCCAGAUGCAGAUGGACAACCUGGAGUCUCGGGUGGCCCUGGAAUGCAAGGAGGCUUUCGCGGAGCUGCAGACAGACAUCAAUGAAUUAACCAGUGACCUUGAUCGUUCCGGGAUCCCAUACCUUGAUUAUCGGACAUAUGCCAUGAGGGUCCUUUUCCCUGGCAUCGAGGACCACCCCGUCCUGCGUGAGCUGGAGGUCCAAGGGAACGGGCAGCAGAAUGUGGAGAAGGCCUUGAAGCUCUUUGCCCAGCUAAUCAACAACAAGGUGUUUCUGCUGACAUUCAUCCGGACCCUGGAGCUGCAGCGUAGCUUCUCCAUGCGCGACCGUGGCAAUGUGGCUUCCCUUAUCAUGACGGGCCUGCAGGGAAAGCUGGAAUACGCAACUGAUGUGCUGAAGCAGCUGCUCUCAGACCUGAUUGAGAAGAACCUGGAGAAUAAGAAUCACCCCAAACUGCUCCUGCGCAGGACCGAGUCUGUGGCUGAGAAGAUGUUGACUAACUGGUUUGCCUUCCUCCUCCAUAAAUUCUUAAAGGAAUGCGCUGGGGAGCCGCUCUUCAUGCUGUACUGUGCCAUCAAGCAGCAGAUGGAGAAGGGCCCUAUCGAUGCCAUCACAGGGGAGGCACGCUAUUCUCUGAGUGAGGACAAGCUGAUCCGGCAGCAAAUUGAGUACAAAACAUUGAUCCUGAACUGUGUGAACCCCGAUAACGAAAACAGCCCAGAGAUCCCCGUGAAGGUGCUGAACUGCGACACCAUCACUCAGGUCAAAGAGAAGAUUCUGGAUGCGGUGUACAAAAAUGUCCCCUAUUCCCAAAGGCCAAGGGCUGUCGACAUGGACUUGGAGUGGCGGCAAGGCCGGAUAGCUCGUGUGGUCCUGCAGGAUGAAGACAUCACCACCAAGAUUGAGGGCGACUGGAAGCGGUUAAACACCCUGAUGCAUUAUCAGGUGUCAGACCGCUCUGUGGUGGCUCUCGUUCCUAAACAGACCUCCUCGUAUAACAUCCCCGCCUCUGCCAGCAUAUCUCGAACCUCCAUUAGUAGAUACGAUUCAACGUUCCGGUACACAGGCAGCCCAGACAGCCUCCGCUCCAGGGCACCCAUGAUCACCCCUGACCUAGAGAGUGGAGUGAAAGUCUGGCACCUAGUCAAAAACCAUGACCAUGGAGACCAGAAGGAGGGCGACCGGGGCAGUAAGAUGGUGUCUGAGAUCUACCUGACUAGGCUCCUAGCUACAAAGGGUACGCUGCAGAAAUUCGUGGAUGACUUGUUCGAGACCUUGUUCAGUACUGUGCACCGAGGCAGCGCGCUCCCACUGGCCAUAAAAUACAUGUUCGAUUUCCUGGAUGAGCAAGCAGAUAAGCACAGCAUCCACGACACAGAUGUGAGGCACACCUGGAAGAGCAAUUGCCUCCCUCUCCGGUUCUGGGUGAACGUAAUCAAAAACCCCCAGUUUGUGUUCGAUAUCCACAAGGGCAGCAUCACAGACGCCUGCCUCUCUGUUGUCGCCCAGACCUUCAUGGACUCCUGUUCCACCUCCGAGCACCGCCUGGGCAAGGACUCCCCCUCCAACAAAUUGCUCUAUGCCAAGGAUAUCCCCAGCUACAAGAGCUGGGUAGAAAGGUAUUAUGCAGACAUUGCAAAGCUCCCAGCCAUCAGUGACCAGGAUAUGAAUGCCUACCUCGCAGAGCAGUCACGCCUGCAUGCCAUUGAGUUCAACAUGCUGAGCGCGCUCAAUGAGAUCUACUCUUACGUCAGCAAGUACAGUGAAGAGAUCAUCGGGGCUCUGGAGCAGGAUGAGCAGGCGCGCAGGCAGCGCUUGGCAUACAAAGUAGAACAGCUUAUCUGUGCCAUGUCUAUUGAGAGCUGAAGAAAGGAGAUGGUGCUCCUAGGACCAGGAGAAGGAACUAGUUACUCUUGGGAAUGAAGAGUAUGAACAAGCAAGGAAGGCACUGGACCCAUAGAAAUACUGAAACAUCCUCUGGGGGAAGCAGGGAUUGUCCCAGAUAUUAAGUUCAAAAUCAUUUAGAUUCCAGUUUGAAAGGACAGCAAGAAGGACAGUGCAUCUCAACACAAAAUAGGAUCAAGCUGGAGUAAUUCUUCAAGUCAUAUAUGUGGAAGGAAGGAACCUGAGAAGUCUGGAUGCCUCCGUGACUGCUAUUUUGCAUGAAAAUCAUUUGAUAUAUAUUAGGAAAUAAUGAAAACUGUAUUUAAAGGGUUUAAAAAAAAGAGGGAAAGAAAAAAAUUAAAGCAACCACCGUGGCCACACAGAUAAUUCAGCCAACAAAAUUCAGUUCCAAAUUCUCUCUCACGCGUCAGUUUCCCAUGGUGUGUGGCUCAGACAUUCUGCAAAGAGACUCCUAUGCUAAUCCGAAAAAUUGGAAAAUUAAAUUAUUCCUGUUCCUGGGAACUUUUAAAAAAUAUGAGCACAAGUUUGCACCAAACCUUUUUACACAAAGGAAGAUAAUAGUUUAGCUGGAAAUAAAUCCAGUGGCACCAGAAAGAACUUGACCUGAAUUACAGAACCAUCGGAUCAUCUAACCUGUUUGUCUUGAAAUCCAGCUUUAUCUAUGUAUUUAUAUAGUGUCAAUAUAUAGAUAUUAUAUAUAUAUUUUUUAAAUCCCACUUACUGUUGAAUGAUGGUGGGUCUGAUUUUAAACAUUUUUCUCGUUUAUUUCCAUUCCAUUUCAACACACAGCUCCACCCCGGUGUAAAGAUUCUGCGGUAUUUUUGUUUGCUUCACUCAUGUUCCUGAAGAAUGUUCUGCCCUUCGUGGCAUUUGAAACUAAGGAAGUCAUAUACUGUUUAAACUGAAAUUGGUGCAUUGUAGGUUUCUACAGGUGCAAUUUAAGCAAACCCAAUUGGCUGAUCUUGCACAGUCGAGCAGAGCUGGGCUGAGACUGACUUAGUUGCUUGGGCUAUUAGUUGACUAGUGUUAUUUUGUUCCAGCCACAAUGUGAUUUCUUGCAGUAAAAAACAAACAAACUAAAACCAAUGUUUACAGCAAGUGAUACUUGAAAAGCGUAGACAUAGCGAGAUAACAUAUUUAUUGCUUUUCUGUUUGAGACACACUUAUACUUACCCAUAAGAUCAGGACAGACUCCAAUUGCAUUUUUCUCUCAGCAUAUGCAAGGUCACCCAAAGGUGAAGCAUAGGACUUUUUGUUUUUGUUGGGGAGAGGGAGAAUCUUUAUUCACAGCGAGAGAAAGUCCAAAAUGACGCACUCCGAGUGCCAGCCAACAUUGUCAUCUUUGUCUCUGUAUCUCAUUGUUAGGUUCAGUUUCUAACUGGCCAUAGCAGCCCAUCUUUUCAUGGACAGCGAAAGGCAAAUGUUUGUGAGUGUCUUUCCUUUAAAAGAAACCAAAGCUUUCCUGUCCCUUUAAAGAGUGCCAAGCGGCGGAUGGAAUGCUGUAAAUAUUUCUCAGUGUAAUAAAUAUUGAUAUUUGUGCAGACUGCAGUGGGGGAGGAUGAGGUGAUUAGACCUAAUGGAAAUAGAAAUAUCGACCAUAUGAGCCUUGGUGGUUGCAGCAAAAUAGCUACCAGAGUUUGUUUAAUGGAAUCAAAACCAGCCUUGAAAAUGCCCAGCCUUAAGUCUCCUUGUGGAGAGGCAGAGUGUGCUAGCCACGGGCUAGUUAUCAUCUCGCUCUGAUUCUUUUGCCAUCCCUGAAAUGGAGGGAGUACUAAUAACUGGGGUGCAAGAGGAUUAGCUAAUGUUUCUCAACAUAAAGUACUGUUCAAAACCUGGUUGAAGUCCGUGAGGUCAAGAGUGCUCAGUACUUUGCAGGUCUGGGGGUUAAAUCCUGCUGCUACCCAAGCAAAACAAUCUCUCAACCGCAGGAUUCAGUUAAAAGUAAAAAUAUGCUCCCAAAAGAUUAAUAAAGGGUGUGAGAAGAGAAGGGAGGCCCUAUAUUACUGAGGUCAGAGAGACUCAUAACCGCAGUGUUGGGCAGUAUGAAUCAGCUGUCUUAGAGGAUCAAAUACUUCUCAUCUGCAUUUGCUUAAAUGUCAUCCAUUGGGAUCUGCCAGCAUGGACCACUCAGCUCAUACAGAGUCAUACUGAAGUUGUUGGGACUCCAUCUGGGUGUAAGGAUCUGUACUGAUGGAUCCAUAUGGAAGAUCAGGGCCUUAGUCUGCUCUCAAUCUGUGUCUCAUAACUGCCUGCCAACCUGCACCCAGGGGCGGCUCUAGGCAUUUUGCCGCCCCACGCACGGCAGGCAGGCUGCCUGCGGAGGUCCUCCGAAGACG